Messenger RNA from Sphaeroforma arctica JP610, 3430 nucleotides. RefSeq lists its product as hypothetical. Gene Ontology annotation, biological process: transmembrane transport. NCBI's taxonomy places the organism in Eukaryota, Ichthyosporea, Ichthyophonida. Gene Ontology annotation, molecular function: sulfate transmembrane transporter activity; oxalate transmembrane transporter activity; chloride transmembrane transporter activity. Bases 64 to 2541 code for a protein of 825 amino acids. The record is from RefSeq and is a predicted model, not a curated record. The transcript is spliced from 19 exons. Gene Ontology annotation, cellular component: membrane.
GCAGAUUUGUAUCUGUAUAAAAGUAAACGGUAGUGUCCGCACAAGUUGACGGUUAUCAGCAGAAUGGCGAGCAAAAGGUGCCCCAAGAACAAAGCUGCCUUGCAUGGAAGCCACGUGUUCACUUUCCGUAAUAGUGACGCUGCUUCGAGCUCUGAGGUCGGUGGAUCAGAUCAAGGAGAAAAUACACGCUUUAUAGAGUUUGUAGAAUAUGACCACGCGCACUACGAUGGCUCCUACGAAGCAAUCAAGGCGUCUUAUGCAUUUCCUAAGGACAAGGAUGGCUGGAAGAAGGCGGCGCAAAAGAAGUUUCCUUGUACGAAGUGGAUUCCUUCGUAUCAGUGGCGUAGCUGGAUCGUAGUAGAUCUGAUUGCUGGUAUAACGUUGUCUGUCAUGAUGCUGCCUCAGGGAGUUGCGUUCGCGUCGCUGGCUGGAGUACCGCCUCAAUAUGGAUUGUACACGUGCGUGUUCCCUCCUUUAGUCUACGCAUUCCUGGGCACAUCCAGGGAGCUAUCCAUCGGUCCUUUCGGACUCACGUCACUUAUGGUUGGCCAGGGUGUAGCUGCAGCGCUAGACGGCGGAGUACCCGGAAGCGACGAGUUCAUAGCCUAUGCUGUCACAACGACCUUCGUAGUGGGACUGUAUCUAUUUAUAGCCGGCCUGCUCAAGUUGGGGUUUAUCACCAUAUACAUGAGUACCCCCGUAAUACGGUCUUUCACCACUGGAGCUGCCAUUGGUAUCGCCACGAGUCAGUUGAGCAGUUUGUUCCAGAUCAACACCCCGAACUAUGAUGAUCCCUUUGCUAAUCCACAGGAAUGGUGGUACAUCGUCACGCAUCUGGGCACUACGAAUGCAUGGUCUGUAGGUAUCGGAAUUGUUUCCAUGAUAUUCAUCUACAUCACUAAACUGUUGAAUGAAAAGUAUAAGACAAAGAUGAGGAAUAUCCCGAUACCCGGAGAGCUCAUAGUUGUCGUUGCUGCAAUUAUACUGUCGUAUAUUGCAGGACUGGACGAAAAGGGUGUGGCCGUGAUAGGAGAUAUUCCGCAAGGUUUGCCCGCACCCUCUCUGCCACCCUUCGGAUCGGUAGACAUAGUCAAAGUAGCUCAGCUUGCAAUGCCAGUUGCACUGGUAGACUAUAUGGUAUCUGUAGGUGUGGCUAAAAGUCUCGCAUUGAGAGGUCAAUAUAAAGCCAGCUCCAACCAGGAGUUCAUAGCACUGGGAGCGACCAAUAUCGUGGGAUCCUUCUUCGGGUGUAUUGCGGCAUCUGCCUCUCUAUCACGAACAUCUGUAGUCGCGUCUAUUGGAGCCAAAUCACAAUUGCCAAGCAUCGUUGCUGCCUUGAUUGUCAUAGUUGUUUUAUACUGUCUCACCAGUGUCUUCUUUUAUCUGCCAAAGAGUGUGCUAGCAGCCAUCAUCAUUGUUGGUUUGAGAGGAAUGUUCAAGCAGCACAGGGAUCUCAUCACCCUGUGGCGAUCGAGCAAAAGUGAAUGGCUUGUGUGGAUAUGUACAUAUUUGGCUACCAUUUUGCUGGGUAUCACAGUUGGUCUCAUAGUUGGGGUUGUAUUGGCGCUUUUGGUAGUUGUAUACUGGAUUUCUCGGCCACGUGUAUCGCAGCUGGGGUACCACAAGCAAUCGGGAAUGUACCGUGACUUACAUCGAACUCAGUGCGACACAAUUGACAAGUGUUUGGUAUGGAGGUUCAGCGCGUCGUUAUGGUACUGCAACGCCGACCACUUUCAGAACAGACUGAUCAAGCAAUUCAAUGCAAUGGAUGGUAUAACGGAUGUUGUUAUCGACAUGAAUCCAGUCAACAAUAUGGAUCUACAGGGAGGGCUGACCAUUUGUACAAUGCACAAGUAUCUUGAGGCGCGCAAGUGCAGAUUACUGCUCGCAGGAUGCAAAGGUCCUACGCGCGAUGUACUGAAUAAGGCUGGUUACUUUGCGCUCAUUGGCAACUCACAGAGGGUGUUCAGCGCCGUGCAUGACGCUGUCAUGUAUCACAACGAAACGGAAGAGUACAGUCGUGACAAUGCUAUUGGAGCCCCCUUGACUGUGAGUCAGGUGCUGGAUAUGGGCGAGAACUAUGGAACACAUAACUACCCAAGCGCUGCAAACAGCAAUGGCAGCAUUCACAGCGCACCGUUAAACGAGUACGAUAACGGCGAAUGUGAUGUAGGCGAUGCCUUUGUCAACAUCGAUCUCAAUAAGGAUGAACUGGAGACUGUUUCACUACCAAUAGGAAAAGGCAAGGCAGCAGCAAGCGGGAGAAGGUCGUCAAACAUGUUUUCAACAAACGCGGACACCGGAGAUAAGUUCAAGAGUACCGAUCCCAACACUACUGCCGACGAUGGCGAGUCUGCGUUUGGACUCACAUUGGGCGGAUCUCAGGCCAGUACCACUAUCAGAUCCACUCACAGCACUCCGUACAUAAACUCGAAAGCACAUGACACAGCUGGGAGAAGCUUGGGGAGUUCUGAUGGUAGUGACUCUGAUAGAAAUGCGAUUGUAAUACCCGAUGAUGUGAUUAAGCGGACGAAAAACUGAGUUCUUGCAUAGACAUUAAACAUAGGCAGAGUUGUGUAAAUGUGAUCGUAUCGGUGCCUCUGUUUAGGACCGCAACACGUGCACGAAAGUGUACGUUCAAGUAGAAAUGCGGGAGCGGUUUCUCGUAAGCAAAUACUGCAUUGCCGAACAGAAUCAACGGAGUUUUAAUGCAUAUCAGCAUUCGUCCUGGGACAUAACUGCGAAAGCAUAUGCAAACUAGCACGUUUCACCGGACCAUGGCUUCGUGAGACGAAACUUGCAUUCACGAUAUAUAACUAUGACGUGGAGCAAAAACGCCGUUGGUGAAUAACUUUCCUCGAAGCCAUCUAGUUAAUGGAUGUUUAGUGCACUCUGAAGGUAAUUGCGAAGUGUAUGAAGUGGGAACUGCAUAGUCACCGCAGCUACGUGAUGCAUUCUAACGAUAUGGAUACACCCAGACAGAGGCGUGUACAAUGGACCUCAAUUUUAUGUAACGAGAUCGAUUUGGGCGAGUGGCAACCCUUGCGCGAUACACUGCUGUGCCGGUUACACCUCAAGAUUGUCCAAGCACGUUACGUGAAAGUAAAUUCGUUAAUUCGUUAACCUUGAGGAGUGCAUUACUCUUCAAAAGACAUGAAACUAAAAACACUUUUGUGACUAUUCUCGUUAAGUUCUGUGAGCGAGAAAAUGAGAGUGGCACGUAUUGCAUUGAUUUUGUCUGUGUAUGUAAUACAACUAAUUUCGAAGUCAGAAAUUUGCAACACAAUCUCGUUCUGGCCGAAUUUGUAUAGAAAUAUAUUUAAUUUUGCUGGCAUGUUUAAUAGAUGCGUGUACUUUGUGAAGACUUGCAGUAAAUAGAGCAGUUAAAAGUAAUAAAGGUGAACAAUGACCAGUCGAAGAUAUCAACGAU